AUGGAGGAGGAGUCAUCACUAGAGACCGGGCAUAUAGACACGGGGCCGGUUUCUGGUAUCCUGGAACAGGAAGAGGUGGUUCGUAAGGAGCGAAUGGUUGCAAGGUUGCGUGGUCUCCGGGCUGGUCUCCCAUCAGAUAGAACACUACGCUCCAUGUGUACGGAGCAGGACAGAGAGGAUUUAUGGAAUGCACUUUUGCGGGAUAAACCCGCCUUCAACCCUUGGUUUUUGGUGGGGGAUUUCAAUGUGAUCACAAAUAUAGAGGAAAAGAGGGGUGGAUUGCCAUUUAGACCGUCGGAGGGAUCAGACUUUCUGAAUUUUAUGGCGCUAGCCGGUGUCAGUGAUGCGGGAUUCUCUGGGUCAAGGUACACCUGGUGUAAUAAUCGUUUUGGAACGGCGCGGAUCUGGAAGCGUCUGGAUCGCUUACUGCUGUGUGGGCGUGCGUUGGAACUUCCGUACCAAUUCAUGGUGCAACAUUUAGGCCGUGACCCGUCGGAUCAUGCUCCCUUGUUGCUAUCGGUGGAUACGAGACUAGACAACAAACCCAGGCCGUUUCGUUUUUUAAACAUCUGGACCACUCAUCCUAGUUUGCUGGGGGUUAUCAAGGAUUGUUGGACUCAUCCAGUCAAUGGCUCUCCUUUGCAAGUAUUGGCCUCGAAGUUGAGAAAUGUUAAAAAUGCCCUCAAAAAAUGGUCUAGGACGACAUUCGGAGAUAUUUUUGAAGGGGCACGUAGUGCAGAGCAUGUGGUAACCGAGGCUGAGAUAGCAUACGACCUGGAUCCUACUGAGCAGCGACAGAGUGAGUUACAUCAUGCUCGGGCUCGGUUGCGCCGAGCGCUUGUAGUUCAAGAGGGUUUUUGGAGACAAAAGGCGCGGGUUAAGUGGCUUUCGAACGGAGAUAGGAACACCAAAUAUUUCCACUCCUUGGUUACAGAAAGGAGGCGUAGGGCAGUAAUUCAUCGAGUUAGAGGUACCGCUGGAGAGUGGAUUGAGGGGGAAUGCCAAAUUGGGGAGGCAGCGGUGGGUUUCUUUAAGGAGUUUUUCACGGCAGAGAGGGAUUUUCCCUCCCUUAUCGGUCUAGAGAUCAUAUCUAAAUUGAUAACGGACCAGGAAAACUCAUGA
This is a messenger RNA of Coffea eugenioides, 1122 nucleotides long. RefSeq lists its product as uncharacterized. Bases 1 to 1122 code for a protein of 373 amino acids. The transcript has 3 exons. Gene Ontology annotation, molecular function: catalytic activity. Lineage: Eukaryota; Viridiplantae; Streptophyta; Magnoliopsida; Gentianales; Rubiaceae. The record is from RefSeq and is a predicted model, not a curated record.